AUGGAAAGUGACGACAACAAGAAGAGAGUCCGGGAAGCGUUUGAGGAAUUUGAGUCGGAGGCGGCUAUGUUAAAACUCGCUCGUCUCGACUCGGCUAAUAACGGCUCAGACUCACACGAGUUUACUCACCAAGGACCCGACGCCGAUGAUGGGGACAUUCAGUUGCGGGAGUCGAAGAUUAUCCAGGAGGAUUUGCUCAACUUCUUGGACGAUUCCGACCCGGUCAUUGAACCUGAGCCAGUGAUUCAGGGACUAGACUCGGUGCUCAAGAGUUUCGAAGAAGAGAUACUAGUCCCGAAUCAAGCGAAGCUGCCGGAAAAAUCAUCGGAACCCGGUGAGUCGAGGCCGGAUCUAGGUUUUCUUUUCCAGGCAUCGGAUGAUGAACUGGGUUUGCCGCCGAGUUUCUCGGUUGUUGAGGAGGGACAGAAAUUCGGGACCGUUGAUGUUGAGGAAAGUGUGGUGUUAGGAGGGGAUGGAAUUGGGGAGAUGAUGGGGUUUGAGUUCCCGAUUCCGGGUUACGAAUCGUUUGAGUUCGAAAUCGGCGGUGACUCGGUUGCCAACAACAAUAAUCAUAGUAAUAAUGGUGACUUUGAGGCGUUUGGAGGCUUGUUAGAAACCGAUGAUGGAAAUUUCGGAGCUUACGUUGUGACCUGA
Molecule: messenger RNA, 654 nt
Organism: Hibiscus syriacus
Lineage: Eukaryota; Viridiplantae; Streptophyta; Magnoliopsida; Malvales; Malvaceae
Exons: 1
Coding region: 1-654 (217 amino acids)
Source: RefSeq, a predicted model, not a curated record